Messenger RNA from Haemonchus placei, 2454 nucleotides. Lineage: Eukaryota; Metazoa; Nematoda; Chromadorea; Rhabditida; Trichostrongylidae. The record is from the annotation of a GenBank genome assembly.
AUGGAUGAGUUCUCGUUUCCUUUUCCUCCUUACAAUAUUCAGCUUGAUCUUAUGAGAGAAAUAAAACAGUGCAUUGAGAAGCAGCAGGUUGGCAUUUUCGAAUCUCCUACAGGAACGGGUAAAUCGCUGAGUGUGCUAUGUGCAACCCUGACAUGGCUAGAGGAGUUUGAGAAGAAGUCCGAAGAAGAAUUGCUUCAGAAAUCGCGCCUCACUGAAGAGGUCAGCGAUGAUGGAGACUGGAUUGCGGCUCACAAGAAAAAAUUGGAAGUAAUGAAGAUCAAAGACGAUGCUUAUGACAAACUGCAAGCUUUGGAGAAGGUCAAGGAGAAAUUGUAUCAAGCAAGGGCAGGUGUUAUAAAGCGGAACCGGAAACGCCGUCUUCGCCCUGAUGGCAAUGCAGAAGAAAUGGAACCGGAAAUCGACGCUGUAGAGGAUAACACAGCGCCAGAAGAGUAUGUAUCUGAUGAUGAAGCCGAAUCAAAACCUGAGGUACCUCUGAAAACUGUCAAAGUGUUUUAUGCUUCUCGAACACAUUCUCAGUUGGAACAACUAAUAGAUGAAUUAAAGAAGACCAGAUUUAAACCUCGUAUCGUGACAGCUGCGUCGCGUCAAACAUUAUGCGCUAACGAAGAUGUGACGAAACUCAAGUUCAGUCAUCUUAUUAAUGAAAGGUGUAUGGAACUUCGAAAAGGAUGUGCUUCAGAAGGCAAAAGAAUGAAAUUAGACGGUAAAGAGAAUACAACAUCUGUGAAGAAGACGGCUAGCAAAUGCCCUUACUUCAAGAGCGAUGCUAUCGAAGAGCUCUCAAAUGAGAUAUUGGCUAGCGCUGUUUGCAGAACCAAUGAGGUGGUAGAUCGCGGUAAUGAGCUGGUUGCAUGUCCUUACUUUUCCACCCGACUGUCGCUGCCUCUCUGCCAGCUGGUUUUGCUUCCUUAUCAGGUGAUUUUACAUGCGUCAACACGAGCUGCUUGGGGAAUUGAUCUGAAAGGAAACGUUCUGGUUCUUGACGAGGCGCACAACGUCUUGGAGACAAUAGGUUCCCUAUAUUCGGCUGAACUGACAUCUGUAUCCACUACGCUGGCACUGUCUUUGUUACGAGAAUAUUUGGAGACUUAUAAAUCUCGACUGAAACCGAAGAACCUUUUGUACAUAAAGCAAUUAUUAGCAGUCGUAACAGCUUUCGACCAGUAUCUACGGAACAAUUUGAAUAGCCCAGAAGAAGUGCUCACAAUCCAGGGCCUUGUCAUUGCCCUGGGACUCACAGACGUGAAUUUCUUCAAACUAGUGCAUUAUAUGGACUGUACAGAUAUGUGCAGAAAGUUCCACGGGUUCUUUAUACGUUCGCAGAAGUCUCGGGUAUCCAUCUCGCAAAAGCCUUCUACAAAGAGUGGAAUCGCCAAGUUACUGGCGUCUAAAGAGUCAGGAAAUACCGAUCCUACUCCAGUGACAAGCGAUAAGGCUAGAUCUCAUCCGUCACCGUUGUUCACCAUAAAAGCUUUCUUAGAAGCUUUGAGCAACAGAUGUGAGGAUGGGAGGAUUAUAGUCGAGAAAAAAGGAGGAGCGGCUAAAUUUCGUUUCAUUCUACUAAAUCCCGCCUCACGUUUAAUGGAAGUUGUCAAGGAGGCACGAGCGACUAUUCUCAUUGGAGGUACAAUGGAACCCGCGGGAUUGCUGGUUGAUUGCUUGUCGCGUGGUGGAGUUGAAAAUGGAAUAAGGCGCUUCAGUUGUUCACAUGUGAUUGACGACCAUCAGCUGUUAGCACUCGCCAUUGGUCAUCAUGUACGAAAUGAAAAGUUCACCUUGACAUUCGAGACCCGUGAAGAUCCUCAGUGUAUGAAAUCUGUAGCGGAAGCUCUGAUGAUGCUCAUGCGCGACGUUCCAAAUGGUUGUGUUGUAUUCUUCACGAGUUACGAGUACAUGGCACAAUUCAUGUCAACGAUGGAGAAGUUCAAAGUUGUAAAUCAGUACAAUAUGAGAAAAACUGUUUUUAUCGAACCUCGCGGAGCAUCUGUAGACAUAUGGGAUCGAUUCGCUACCGCUGCUCGUGCUGGGCAAGGUGCAGUAUUGUUUGCUGUCGCAGGCGGAAAACUUAGUGAAGGAAUCAAUUUUUGUGAUGAACUGGGACGAGCAGUGUUUAUGGUCGGGCUACCGUAUCCUAACAAGAAUAGCAUUGAACUCAAAGAAAAAAUGAAGUAUCUGGAUUCUCAAGUACCAGGUGGCGGAAACCAGUUGUAUCAAUCAUUAUGUAUGCAUGUGAUCAACCAGGCCAUUGGACGUGCCAUAAGACAUCGAAAGGACUAUGCCGUAGUGUACCUGAUGGACUCUCGGUACCAGCACAAUGAUGUAAUCAACAAACUACCCGGAUGGAUUUCUCAAAGAUUGAAAUGUCCAACCUCGUUUUCCGAAACUGUUACAUUGACAAAAGCCUUCUUCCAACAGAAAAGAAGUUUCUGA